Molecule: messenger RNA, 1791 nt
Organism: Limanda limanda (common dab)
Lineage: Eukaryota; Metazoa; Chordata; Actinopteri; Pleuronectiformes; Pleuronectidae
Gene: gldn
Product: gliomedin
Exons: 10
Coding region: 1-1791 (596 amino acids)
Biological process (GO): signal transduction
Cellular component (GO): cell surface
Source: RefSeq, a predicted model, not a curated record
AUGCAGUGGCUGCCAGGUGACCCCCAGAAAAGAGGAGGUGAAGAGGUGACCAUGUGGAUCCCGACACCGAGCAUGACCCUGCCUCAGCGGCUGGUUCUGUACGGGACCUGCAUUGUGGCGCUGAUGAACUCUGUGGGCCUGCUGGUGCUGCUGGUGCGGCAGAAUCAGCAGGAUGCCAGGCUGGAGCUGACGGAGGCGAGGCUGGUGCAGGUGGAGCAGAGCUCGGUGGUGGAGUUCCUCCAGGAGGUGCCCAGGGGAGCGGCCGGGCUACGGGCAAACCCGGGACAACCUCCACAGUACCAGUACUCCAGAAACAAGAGGAGCGAGGAGCUGGAGAAGGAGCUGGAGAAGGAGCUGGAGAAGGAGCAUCAGCAGGAGGUUCGGCAGGAGGAGGAACCUACACUCUAUCCGCAGGAGGUCAGCCAGGAGGUCAGCCAGGAGGUGGGAGAGGAGGCAGAGAAGAAGAUGAAGAAUGAGCUGAAGCACAAGCACCGACACAGCCAGAGUUACCACAAGGCCCAUGUGCAGGACGACAUGAUGAUGAUGAUGACUUACUCCAUGGUCCCGAUCAAAUUGUUGAUCGACAUUUGCAACAGCACCAAAGGAGUCUGUAUUGCCGGACCCCCAGGACCCCCUGGUUUGCCCGGUGCCGACGGUUUGCCAGGCCACAACGGCACUGAUGGCAUCCCGGGACUGAAUGGACAGCCCGGGGCUGAUGGGAAAAGAGGGAAAAAAGGCCCACCAGGUGAGACAGGAGAGCCGGGUGAGAAAGGAGAGCGAGGAGAGUCUGGUCCGACUGGAGAGCAGGGACAACCGUCCAAUGACGUCAUUAUUGAGGGUCCUCCUGGUCCUGCUGGUCCUCCAGGGUCUCCUGGGCCCGUGGGCCCUGCUGGACCUCCUGGACCUCAAGGGCCAUCCAGGACAAGGCAUCACAGAGCCCACCUCCAGGCAGCUCACACCCUGGGGCUUUUACACGCAAUUCCAAACGAUGGAACUUCGACUGUGAAGGAGGCUGGGAAACGACAGGAGGAACCCACCAAGAGGAACGAGUGUCUGAUCAAGUCUCUGAUCAACCCCAGGAACGUGACAAAGAUGGAGACCACCUUCGGCACCUGGAUGAAAGACACGGCUCAGAUGAACGAUGAGCGAAUAUGGGUGGCAGAGCACUUUUCAGGCCGCGUGGUGAAGGAGUACGAGAGCAUCGCCUCCUUCCAGAGCGACACCAGUGACCUUGUUGAUGUCAGGAAGUUCUAUCAGGGCUGUGGUCACACAGUUCACAACGGAUCCUUCUAUUAUCAUAUCGCUGGUACUUCCAGCAUCGGCAGAUUUGACCUUCACACCAAGAGGCUUCACACUCUCACCAUAGACAACGCUUUGCACCACAGCCUGGCCUACCUGCUGCUCAACUCCAAGACCUACUUCAAACUGGCGGCGGACGAGAACGGCCUGUGGCUGAUCUUCGCCUCCAGCACGGACGAGAGCAUCAUGGUGGGCCAGCUGGACGAGAAGACCUUUUCCGUCACCACCUACAUAAACACCACCUACCCCCGCACCAAGGCCGGCAACGCCUUCAUCGCCUGCGGGGUCCUGUACGUCACCGACACCAAGGACACCAGGGUCUCGUUUGCGUUUGACCUGCUGAAGGGGAAGCCGGUCAACAUGACCUUUGACCUGAGGCCUGCGGGCGGAGUGCUGGCGAUGCUCUCGUACAGCCCGAAGGACAGACACCUGUACGUGUGGGACCAGGGCUACGUCAGGCUCUACGUGGUGCACUUCAUCUCGGAUGAGUGA